AUUUUUUCCUUAUGCACUAUAAUAAACUGAUAACGUGAAGGAUCGAUUUAUAGAUAUCAGCAACUAUAACAACUGGUUAAGAGCCAUAUGCCUUAUCAGGGCUGGCCUAUUUUAAUCAACGGGGGGAAAUUAAAUAUUUUUGUAUAGUUUCGUUACAUGUUUUAUUCUUAUUUGAACUAUGGUAUGGUUUUUUUUAUUCUCACGAAUUGAUAUGUUUUUCAAGGAAGAAAUAAAGGUGAAACAUUAAUGAUUUUUUUGUUCUUUUACAAAUAUUUAUUUUGUUUUAAGAGAUUAACUUCCUCUAUUGUAUACCCCCUGUGCAUUAGUUUUGGAACAUGCAAUUUGUACGUUGAACUGACGGCAUCGGUGAAGAAGGGUUGCGAAAUGAAUAAGUCUUAAGUAAUAAAAUUGAAAUUAUUGAGAAAAAAAAUCAACAUGUGUAAUAUUUGCCACAUGAGGAUUAUCACUGUUAUAUAGGGUGCGGUUUAAGGAUGUUUAGUGUAUUUAACUGAUUUAUGAUAACACAUCACGUAUUGAUUACAUAUUUGGAUUUGUAAUUUUACAUAUCAUUGAAGACAUAGCAUAGUAAUUAACGUACAUGACAAGCAUAUUGCAGUUUUCUUGAAAUAUUAAAACCUCUCAGAGAAACAAAUCUGAUACGCGACAGUGUUUUUUUUUCUCUCAUAAAAUUAGGACGUAAACUAAUAAUUAAGAGUGUUAUACAAUAAACAUUCUUUUGACGGAUUUAAAAUUAAAGUUGUUUUGAAAAACAGGUCAAGAACCACUAGUGAAAUUGCUAAUAAAAAUGAAGGGAAGGGAUAGAGUAUCUGUAUCACAUAUUAUGUUAAUAUGUUUAUCCCUAAAUGUGUAUUUUGGACUGGUGACAGCAGAGGACACGACGACGAACACAAUAACAUCCCCUCCGACGACCACACAAGCACCCGAAACGACAUCGGCGACGACGACGACGACAUCUACAACAACAACUACAACAACAACAACACCACCAACAACAUCAACAAUUAAACCAACAACAACAACACCGCCUGCAAUAACGACAGAAGAAGCAGCAGCAGCAGAAACAACAGCAGCAGCAGCAACAACAACAAAACAAACAUCAACUACAAUCACCACAACAGCGCAAUCAGCAACAAGCCUUGUGCCGCCUACUGACACAACAGCAGCAACAGAUUCUAAGGUAUCAACUACUAUUUCAACUAAUAAUUUAACAAACGCAACAAGUACAAUUAGUUCAACUACUACACUAUCAACUGCUGCGUCAACUCCCAUACCAUCUACCAAGUCAACAACACAAAAUUCUACCCCAACCACUUCAUCAACGACUACGUCAACGACAACGACAACAAAAGCUCCUACAACUACUGCAGGUAAUAAUUCUGUAACAUCCCAAACCAUCCCGCCUGAAACCAGCACCUUAUCCACCCUUCAAUCCUCUCCUGUUACCACUACCUUGUCUACAGUAACUGCAAAUGGUACAACGGCGACAUUGAGUUCCAGCUCACCCACCACACUAUCCACUUCACCUGUAACCUCUGCCUCGUCAGUAGCUUCAAAUGGGACACAAUCUACGUUGACUACCACUUCAUUGGAACAAACAACAGCUGGAUCAUCUAGUAAUGUUCCAACCACAACUUUACCUCCAACAACAUCUAACGAAUCAACAACAGUGAAACAAGAAAACCAAACGACUACGACCUCAACUGAGAACGGGACAUCGUCUUCCACUGAGCAAACAACAUCGUCUACCACAACGGGAAUCACCUCAUCUACAACAUCGCAAUCCACUUCACAACAAACAAUGUCAAACAUUUUAUCUUCCACACAAUCGGUACAAACUACUAC
Molecule: messenger RNA, 1863 nt
Organism: Ruditapes philippinarum (Manila clam)
Lineage: Eukaryota; Metazoa; Mollusca; Bivalvia; Venerida; Veneridae
Product: mucin-2-like
Source: RefSeq, a predicted model, not a curated record